Molecule: messenger RNA, 1378 nt
Organism: Puntigrus tetrazona (Sumatra barb)
Lineage: Eukaryota; Metazoa; Chordata; Actinopteri; Cypriniformes; Cyprinidae
Gene: mapk12b
Product: mitogen-activated protein kinase 12b
Exons: 12
Coding region: 204-1298 (364 amino acids)
Biological process (GO): intracellular signal transduction; protein phosphorylation
Cellular component (GO): cytoplasm; nucleus
Molecular function (GO): ATP binding; MAP kinase activity
Source: RefSeq, a predicted model, not a curated record
GUUUAUUUUUAUGUUUAUUUCAUCGAGUAUCCCGUGCGUAAUUGUGGAAACUUUGAACCGCCCCCAAAUCUACCGGUGCUCUCCAAGUUGCGCUCCGUUUGCGCUUCUUCUCUGAGAGUUUCUUCAAAAUACCCGAUAAACAAUGAGAACGUAAAAAAGAUAGUUCCACUUUUGAAAGACAUUACUUUCAACGCUCUCUGAGGAUGUCACUCCGAACCAGGGCAGGAUUUUAUCGCCAGGAAAUAAACAGAACCGUUUGGGACGUACCGGAGAGAUACAGAGAUCUCAUUCAGAUAGGAACCGGAGCGUACGGGACGGUCUGUUCAGCCAUUGACCGUAAAACAGGAGUGCGUGUGGCCAUCAAGAAGCUCCACCGGCCGUUCCAGUCCAGACUGUUCGCCAAGCGCGCUUACAGAGAGCUACGACUCCUCAAGCACAUGAAACACGAGAAUGUUAUUGGACUGCUGGAUGUCUUUACCUCGGAAAUCUUAUUGGACAGAUUUCAGGAUUUUUACCUGGCGAUGCCGUUUAUGGGCACUGAUUUGGGAAAGCUGAUGAAGAUGGAGAGACUAUCGGAGGACAGGGUGCAGUUUCUGGUCUAUCAGAUACUGAGGGGUCUGAAGUACAUUCAUUCAGCCGGGAUCAUUCACAGGGAUCUCAAACCAGGAAAUCUGGCAGUGAACCAGGACUGUGAGUUGAAGAUCUUGGACUUUGGCCUCGCACGUCAGGCAGAUUCAGAGAUGACAGGUUAUGUUGUGACGCGCUGGUACAGAGCACCGGAGGUUAUCCUCAACUGGAUGCACUACUCUCAAACAGUUGAUAUCUGGUCAGUGGGCUGCAUCAUGGCGGAGAUGUUGCUGGGAAGGCCACUUUUUAAAGGAAAUGACCAUCUGGACCAGCUGAGAGAGAUCAUGAAAAUCACAGGAACACCGGCACCAGAUUUCAUCAUGAAGCUACAAAGCCAAGACGCCAAAAACUACAUCCGAGGUCUAGCUAAAGUACCAAAGAAAGACUUAAACACUAUUUUCUUUAAAGCCAGCACAGAAGCGGUGAAUGCUCUGGAGCGGAUGCUGGUUCUGGAUCCAGACAAACGCGUGAGUGCUGCAGAGGCGCUUGAGCUCCCGCUCUUCACAGAGUUCAGAGAACCUGAGGAAGAGACGGAGGCCCUGCCUUAUGAUCACUCUAUGGACAACACAGAAAUGCCUCUGGACCAGUGGAAACGUCACACUUUUACAGAGAUCCUGUCAUUCCAGCCAGCCGUUACAGAGAUCAGAGACUCCAAAGAAACAUCCCUCUGAGUGAACACAGAUACACACUAUAUAUAAAAUGCAUAAAUGCAUGUGAAAAGAAGAUGGAAUAAAUGUAAACUAUAUGACAA